GCAAUCACAUAACACCUCAAAAUGAAGCCUGUAAGAAUUGUACGUAGGACAACUUCUGGGUGCCAAGCUCCAUAAUGGGAAAAGUAGUGAACCGAGAAUUUAACUGUGAGUGGUGCUGUAUGAGGAUACUUGAAGCAGUGGGAAAUGAGGGCAUCAAAAGAAAGCAACGUCAGGGCCAUCUAUUGGCCUCAGUGCACUGCAUGAGUAGCACGAUUACAUUGAACAGGAAACGCCUACAGGCUGUGCUGGGUUUUGGCCUGGCUGCUCCUGGAGCAAUCUCACUGCUUGCGCUGUGGUUGUUUCAGUAAGUGCUCUGAACUGGAUAUGACUUCAGUUCUGGUUGUUCCCUUAACGGGUGUAACUUAGAGAGUACAGGGCGCAGAUAUUUUAUUUCAGAUAAUGCUCUUUAUUCUAAGUCAGUUAUUUUUGCAUUUGUUAAUUGCUAGAUUGUUUCCUGUAGGCUAUUCCAGGCAGCACCAAGGCAGGGUGGUGUUUAUUCCGGUUGUCUUCGAGGCAGCAGUGCAGUAAGCAGCAGCCAUGUGAAAUAAUCACUGUGCUGUCUUUUCCACAAGCAUUUGCCUAUUACAGAGCCAACCUUCUGUUAACCUUCUAUUAAAACACGUGUCAGAGUGGGACUAAGCUGUACUUCAUGAGGAAUAUGCAAAACCAGGUACGUUAGGUGUACGUAAAUGUCACAUAUAAGUUGGAAUUGAGUCACACAAAGAUAGCUGCUGGUUUGUAGAAAGCUGUGCUUGGCUCAGUCAGGAUCUGUGAUGAAAAUGUGCUCUUUAGGGGGCAAGAGUGCAAAAAGCACACUCAUCACAGGUCCUCUGCAAAAAGCACUUCUCCCUUUGAUAAAGUACUGCCGUUAACGUGCAAACUUCCAGCAGCACAGCAAUGAGGGAAGGCUUUUUGAAAUCAUCCUGCAGCCCCAUUCUGGUUUCAGGUUACUGUUUGCUGCAUCUAUGGGUUGAGCACAAUUGCAUUUGCUGACGGUCUGUUUCUCUGUCAGUACUUUCUUAUGUCCAGCUGCCUUCACUCCAGUGCCCCACUGCUGCUCACAGCUGCAGGUUUGGCCUGCUGAAACUCAGUGGGGGCUGCAAGGGUUGUAAUAAUACAUCUACUGCAUGAAAACUCGUUUCCUUUUAUCUGACACCUUUUGACUAUUUAAUAUGAUGAUGUUUUUUCAUGGUGUUUCAAUGGAAGCGUUCUCAGACGCACGGAGUCCUUUUGCCACAGUGCUAAAGACCAUUUGGGAUUUUCCAAAUGAAACCUCUGAAAUAUUUCUGUACAGUGUUAAUACUUGAAGUACAGCAUUCAGCACCUCUCAUUUCUUGGAAGCUGCUCAGCAAAGUAGCUAGAAGGGAUUCAUCUAUCCUGGCCUGAGGCUGUUUUCCAAGUGCCUGUUUGUCAUUGGUUUGCUUUAUCUGUGGCCUGUUGGCAUUUGUUUGAGGCUGUCAAACUGGGACUGACUUUUCUAUUGCUAGGGCUGCUUUGCUGCACUUGUUUGCUUAUAAAGCUUUCUCAUGUAGCUGUUGCAGGAUCAGGAUCAGCCUGCCCUCCUGAAAUUAGGCACGUAAUUGACUAUAGAUGCAUUCUUGUAAAGGAGGAAUACACAUUUAAUAGGUGCAAGAAAUACCUCUGCAUGCUUGAGUAUUGCUGUUCUCUCCUUCGAUUCUAUUCUUCAGUUUUUCUUCUCUUCCUUGCUGAUAAAUGUUCCCCUUCUCUGUAUGAAAUCAGGUUUAUUCGAUGGGCAGUAGGUCUCACAGAACAAAUCAUGGUGUGUUCUGAUCCUGGGAGCAUGGCUCGCCUUGCGCUCUGUAUGUACGUUACGUGAGAUUAAAGCUGGUUAGUUAAUCAGUGUUCUCAGCAUCGUUAUCUCUACUCCUAUCUUUUGCUCAAAUCCCCGUCGACCUCAGUAUGAAGCAGAACUGACCCAGGAGUUUGUGAUGAAGUCCUGAAGGCUAAUAGGAAGGUAGUGAACCACUGUUUCUAUGUUACCAUCUGUCAUAAACUUGCAUUCACAGGACGUAGCGGGUCAAAGGAUAAAACACUUAUCAGUCCUGGUUUUGCAAAACCCUUCUGUUGCUGUGCUGGUUUUUAAAGGAAAUUUUAAGAGCAGAGGUGGUUGAUUCUGCUUUACAAGCAACGCAGAGUGUCUGACAGAAGGUCACAGUAACAGCCCCAUCCCUGGAGGUGCCCAAGGCCAGGCUGGAUGGGGCCCUGGGCUGCCUGGCCUGCUGGGUGGCACCCAGCUCAUGGCAGGGGAUUGGAACUGGAUGGGCUGUAAGGUUCCUUCCAAGUGAGGCCGUGCUAUGACUCAGUGAUUCUAUACAACCCAAGUGCACCAGCUGUCUGAGUCUCUUCUCUGCAGAAUAUUUUAAGAACCAGUUAAGCCACUUAAAUGGCAAAUAUGAGAAUAGAGUCCCAUUAUACAAGCUAAUGAUCUCAUUAAAAUCAAUAGGAAAACUUCUGUUUGCUUUAUGAUAUUCACUGUCUUUAUUAGCCAUCAGGACGUUAAGUGGAUAACUGCAGAUUUGUUGGAGUAGUAUCUUAUCUCCAAACAGCCAUUAGUGAUCCUUUAUAUAGGACUUGUGAUUAGCUCACCUGCUAAGGGCACGGGGGCAGACCAAGUGGGACAGCAGAUCUUAGAAGAGGAGUGGGUUUCUCUCCCAGGCCCUGGAGGAGGUAACCUUUCAAGGCAAGACCUCUGUUCUGAAUAACCUGAAAGCCACAGGGCCUGCUGUAGUGAUUCAGGACGUUGGAUAGAAUUAGAAAGAAAAGCCCAAAUCUCCAGGAUAAAUUCUUGCCAGAAAUGUAGAAUUGGUGCAAAUUAUGAAAACUGUGUUCCCGUUUCUUGAAGUAGUUGAGCCCGUGCCCAAGUAGAAUAGGCAGGCUGCUGUUCGAGUCCAUGAUUAACUAAAACACAGUCUGUGUGAUAACAAAUGUGUUCUGUGAUGCUUGUUCACUCAACACGUUAGCUUACUACCUAUCGUCUGUCAUUGUGUAUCCUUCUGUAUGAAUGAAGUAGACAGAAGAAAAUGGGAUGAAUCACCUCCAUGCUUCUCUGGCCGAAGGUCUUUAAUUAAAUCGGAAUUAAAUUGCUGCUGUUCCAGCAACUGCAAAAUGGGAUUAUGCUUAGGCCUGUGUUCCAUGGUGGCUCCAACCCAGCUUGGGGCUGUGCUUACUACAGAAAGGGCAGUCCUAUACCUCUUUCCUGCCAUCAAUAGGUCCUUGCUUUAACUUUGUCCCUUGUAUCAGUGCUGGUAUAAGUAAAACUAUGUUGGAAGGUGCAGAAAGGAGACGAGUUAGCUAACAGGAUUAUGGUGUCUUGAUAAGUUUCUCAGAGGUGUUUUCACAGGAUUCUGGAAGGUGAAGGGCAGCUUGUCUUUUGCAUCUUUAUCUCUAUUUGCAUAUCAAUUCCCUGUCAGCUUUCUAGUUAAAUAACAGUGCCUGCUGUUCUGUCGAGCCCGUAUAAUGACGGAUGAUUGCUGCACAGCACAUCACAACCAUCUGUGAGAUUGUACCUGCCUUUUGCUAAUAAAUGAUGCAUCCUUAAGUGGCAGUUUGAUUGUAAGCAGUGAACGCGUUGGAAUUAAUGAAGACUUUCCCAGCUGGCUCCUAUUUCACUUUGUGCAGUUCCAGACAAUGUGACAUCUUUGUUAGCAGCUCUCAAGGUGCCUUCCUGUGCUGCCCUGUAACACUAUUCUGCUGUGCAACACACGGAGGGGAAAGCUCUUCUGCUGCUGCUUUAUACAGAGGAGAACAAGCAAACUGGGUAAUUGAUACCAGGCAGGUCUGGUACCAUACCUGGACACCUGAGACAAGCUGGUUGAUUGCUUCAGCUAGCUGUGAUCAUUUGCUUUUCCCCUCCUUUGAAGCAGCAAACAUUUAUAGCCAGAUUAAUUCUCACCUUAAGAAUGAAAUGCAUUUUCUCUCAUUGCCUGAAGUGCAGAACAGGAGUGAGGGUAUAAUAGUUGUAUGUACUCUUCAGUAGGGCUGACCAGGCCUGCUGUUCUUAUCUUGUCACAAACUGCUUUUUAAUAUAUAUUCCAAAUGUUUACAUUAAAGGAGAAAAGCUGAAUUCCUGAGCACAUCUGCCACAUCCUCUGGGCCUGUGAGAGAAGCAGGAAUUCAAGGAUUGUGUGCCUUUGUCACUGGAGCAUUUGCUCUCACGCUCUUCCCCCAUCAGCUGGCAGCUCCACGACACAGAGCUGCAUAUUGUCCAAAUCAGUGGCCUGAACACGAAGCUGAACUGCUCACCCAAUAUUCCAUUGCCACCAGUGCUCCUAGUUUUGGAGGCAGGGCAGAAUUUGCUUUGUGAAUCAAACCUACAUGGAUUGCACGUUCUUCACUCGGAAAGAAAUCCUUCGGUUGCAUGGCCGGUACCAUGAAAUGGCACCAAACGUUGUGCCCAUGGACUAUACAAAGGACCCAGAUGUUAAACUACCUAUGCAGCUUAUAAUAAACAUGCCUGAGCUAAAGGAGAAUCCCUUUAAGGAAAGAAUUGUGGAAUCCUUCUCGGAAGAUGGAGAGGGGAGCCUCAGCUUCAAUGAUUUUGUGGACAUGUUCUCUGUGCUCAGUGAAAUGGCUCCCAGAGAGCUCAAAGCUAUCUAUGCCUUUAAGAUCUACGAUUUUAACACAGAUAACUUCAUUUGUAAAGCAGACCUGGAAAAAACCCUCAAUAAGCUGACCCGAGAAGAGCUAACAGCAGAAGAAAUCACUCUGGUUUGUGAGAAAGUGAUAGAAGAAGCUGACAUGGAUGGUGAUGGCAAAUUGGGAUUUGCAGACUUUGAAAACAUGAUUUCCAAAGCACCGGACUUUCUCAGUACUUUCCACAUAAGAAUCUGAAGAUCUGUGUGUGAGCCAGUGUUGUCAGAAUGGUUUGUCAGUCCAGCCUAUCUGAAUCUCAGGCGCUUUGGGGGCUUCUGUCCUCUCCUUGUGGCUUCUUAGAACUCAAAAAACACUGAAAUGAUUCUGGUCUGCAAAGAGAGAGAAGCAUCAUUUGGUCUACAGGAUAUUUGGAACGGUCGCGUUUUUAUCUUCACUGCUGGCAUUCUGGCAAAGAUGGCUGAUUGCUGGGUUGUGGUUCCUCUUCUUCUUUUUUCUCUUAUUUUUUUUUUUUAGCAGACAGAAUCAGAAUGUUACUAAAGGUGUUUCCACAACAUUUUUAUAUUUAUGAAUAUUUAAUACUGCUCUUACAAGCAAAAAAAAAAAAAAAAAAGAAAAAAAGAUGAGCUUGGGUGACUUCUCCAAGAAAAAAAAAAAGCAUGGGCCUUAAAUAAUGAGAUGCCUCUAUCACUGUGUUGUACAGCUGGGGAUCUUGCAUGGAAAUCACCUUGUGUGGAAGAACAGCAGUCAAGAUCCAAUUCCCAGUGUUGAAGACAACCACAUCCCAGGUUUGCCCUUCGGUCACUGAAAUGGCAGUUGCUGGGUUUGGUGCUUACCUUCAACCAAUACUUUAUGGAUUGUCACGUCCUUAUGAAACUUGAAAUAUUUGCAUUUUGUAUAUGAUUACUGCAUAUGUGAUUCAUUUCUUCCCAAGAGAAACUUUGAAACUGUGUCCUUAUUCUCAAAGGGAGUCUUGCAUUUUACUCAUUCCGUGGUCUGAUAACACUGAAUAGAAGAGUACAAUCAUCUAUAAUCCAUGAAGAAAUUAAAGAAGCACAGCACUAUUACUAAGGACAUAAAAAGACAUUUUCUAUCUAAACCAGCUAUGCAAUCUUUCCCAUAAAGUGCAUGAAUGCAGCUCAGUAUUUCUCUUUCCUCUCCAGCUGGAAAUCAGCUAGAUUUCUUCUUUUUUUCAAUUCCAGUACCAGUUAGGUACUGGGGCCUGAAGACAAUCACACAUGUAUUACUGUUCUAACAGUCAAUAGAAGGGCUCUGUCACUUACAUGGCUUCUGUAUCAAAGUCAUAACUAUUAAAACUUUUGACGCAUUUUGUUGUGCUUUGAGGAUUUGUGGGCUAAGCACGUUAACUUCCAUUCUAGCCAUCAUUCCAGUUACUGUAAACUUAAGCCUUUCAAGGCUGAAAUAUGUUAUGCUCAUUGAAACAAUUGAUAAAGUAUAGAAAUUCAUCAUUUUGCUGUUUCUGUAGGCAUGGCAAUGCUCGCUACUUUGGAACCUGUAAUGGAUUGAAGCUUGGUUUGCAAGUAUGGAUGCACAGUAUACAUCAAGGAACAUUUAUUGAGCAGUAGGGUUGGAUGCUAAAAGCCUCAGUGGAAAUUUUGAGUAUCUGAGGUAUGAAAGGCCAACUUAACCUAAACAUAAUGAAAAUGAAGCUUCUAUAUCAGUAAUAAUAUUUAUUUUGGACAUUUGUUGGAGUGAUCAUAUUUUUAGUCAGUGGUAUUUGUAGUAUUUUACUACUUCCUCCUCCAGGUAACUGCUUAGAUAAAGGACUUGGAGCCUGAAGUUCCUUUGAUGAGUAACAUGAAUCAAUCCUGAUACUCAGUUCUGAUUGAGUAGGAAGAGAUUCAAGCCUCAAUCUUCUUUGUUUCAAGUAGAUUAAGUUAGAUGAAUUAGUUGAUUCAAGCAGUUGGCAAGAUACGGGCAUUGAGCCCGUAGUGAGCCCAUGUUAAAGUUUCUCCCUAUUCAUCAGAACAUCAGCCUGCUAACUAUCUAUUUCCUUCAAGACAAGUUUCAUCUUUACAUCCUUGCGAGAUGCAUUUUUCUGUCACUACUAAUCUAUAUCAUAAAAUGACAUGUCGCAAGGUUCUGGGUUGGGUUAUUGAAAGGACCUUGGUUGAUUUCAGAGGUCAGCUUCCUUUGGCAUCAGUGUUCUUUUUCUAUAUUUUAAAAUUUACGUUGGCCAAAAUUCUUUCUUCCCUUCCUGACGCUGUGCAUCAUUCCACAAGUAGAUCCCUGUCUCCACUUUAAAGGAGCACCUCCGUUGCUUUGGAAUGCACUUGGUGUAUUCCUUAGGUCCUCCCUGACCUGGAUGUCAUGUAAUGACAGCUGAAGAAAUGCCUGGCCUUGCAAUCAGAUGCUUCACUCGGGCACCCAUCCACAUGAACAGAGGCACCACGAGAAAAACAAAGGAGAAUAUUGUGAAGGAGAACACCUAUCCACAGCUAAAGAGCAGUGUUGCAGAACACAGCAGGUACGAAGUCCUGAACGCCCUGUGUCUCUUUGGUGUAUGAAGUUUGAGUUGGACUUUAAAAGUGAAACAACACAUUUCAGGUUGCAGAGAAGCUCUUAGGUGUGACUGGGUAUUUCCAUUUGUGCCUUUGGGUAUUUCCAUUUGUGCCUUCAAAAACAGACCAAGAAAAAGAGCAAUUAUCCAAAGCCCCAAUUAAACCAGGUAGCGUGUGGUUAUCUCUGGCUGAUGAAUACACAAAGCAUUUUAUGGGCAGAAGGGAUCUGGUGGAAGUGAGUAAAUCAACAUCUAAAAGCAAGCCAUAAGCAAGUCACUUAGUAACACGCUUUCGUUUAACGUUGCUUUAAAGGAAUGCCGUCAGACAGGACUCACAGUGGCAGCCUGCAGGUCGCAAUCUGCUCCCUGUUACUUCCAUGUUUAUUUUCGGCAACUUGGUUGACUUCAGGGGAACUGACUCGCACGUCUGUAAGUUGAGGGAGGCAAUAGCUCUUUUGCCGCAGUUCCUUGCCCUCUCUCAUGCCCGUUGAUGUAACCUUACACGGUGGCUUUGUCGAUAGUGACAAUCGCGUCGGGUCUCCCUCCCGUUUGCUCUCACUGCGGCUGCAGUUGUGCCGCUCCACCGCCAGGCGGCGCCCUCGCAGCGCAGCCCGGUUUCACAGCUCCGUCCUCCAUCCCCCGGACUGACGAUGGCCACAGCACGUCUUCAUAUUGAUAUGGCCAUUAAAUAUUAAGCAGCUGGAAAAAACAAGCAGAACACAAAGAAGGAAGAAUUGACAUCUAAGGAAGUUGGUGUAUCAUAAGGUCUUUUCCUUCCACUGGGACAUUCACACAGUUAAAUACUGGGUUAUUAGUGCAGCAAGUCCAGCUUGAAUUGCAUGUUUGUUUUACUCGCUGUGAUAACUGUGUUUGGUAACAGCGGCCAGGAGAGCAAAAGGAAAUGUAUGUAACAACCUCUGUAAUGAGCACUGUGCCCCAAGCUGGAUAUUCUUUACUAAUGGAUUUAGAGAUCUGUUAGCAUGCACAAAUCAGGGAAGAGCUGGUUGUCCUGUGACUCAGACUUCACCUUUGCAGACAGGGAUUUCCAGGUUUGCACAGUCUAAAUGGUACUCGGCAGUUUCCAUCAGAUUCCUUUGACAAGGAAGGUACCUCAGUGCUGGAGCUGGAGCAGAGUGUGGGGAGUUAAAGCAAGGUUUGUGAGCAGCAAGACUUUGGCUGCCAAAUUAAGAGUGAGAAGAGAAUUUCUGAGCAGCUUAUGAAAAUUGACCUCUGGGCCUGCUAUGUUCUGCAGGACCACUGUACCAGCUAUUUCCAGUUGAAAGCAAGUAUCAUUUAUGCCCACUGUAGCAUUGAUUGCGUUCACUUCAGGAGAAGUUCAGUUUCCUGGAUUGAAUCGUAACCAGUGAUGGGAUGUGAUGUCACUACUACAAGCUAGAGUCAAAAUGGCAGAAUGGUGAGAUGUGAGUUCCCCAUCAAAGAAAAAGUUGAAGACACAGCCCUCAGCAGGUGCACUGAUGUGCACUGUCUUUUGGGAUAGGAAAGGGGGGACCCUUUGGGAUUCCCUGGAGCCCAGAUAAACCAUCAGCUCUGACCACUACAUCAUGACAGGGCCUAAGCUGAAGGCCCAAACUUCCAGAGUCAGGCCAGAGAAGACAACCUUUCUCUUGCAACACAACACCAGGCCCCAUGCCAGUUUGAAGACCGUGAAGCACAAUGCCAAUCUCAGCUGGACCGUCCUAUCACAUCCACCAUAUAGUCCAGAUUUGGCACCUUCUGAUGGAUUAACUCUGUGCAGUAAGUUUGGCCUCGGGUCCUUCACAUCUGCCAAGGAAUUUGGAGUUUAUCCUAUCCACAGCCUUAGUAAUAAAGUCCACUGUGUUUAGUGUGCUUUCUUUGAAAAUUAUAACUGUGUAAGAGAAGCAGGUGAGUUAUGGACCUACUGAUGGUAUAAUUUUUAAUUUUCAGUUAUUUUCAGCAGAGAGUUGGUAGAGCACAGUAUUUCUGCAAUUAAUUUACUAUGUUGUGAAUACUAGUGCAGAAACAAGGCAGGGUGUGCAGGGAAAAUUAAAACUGUUGUGUUAAAAAAUCCUAGAAAAAAUCUUGUCCUGUCGUAGUAAAGUGAAGCUGAAUGGCUUAUGAAUCCUAUGGGGAAACUCAGAAACCCUUACCCAGUGUCCUACAAAACCUUCCUGCUUUCCCUCUCCUGUUAGAUAACACAGAUGGCUUUCUUGAGUUGGUAGCUGAUCUACCCCUACUGAACCUCAUUAUUUACAAAUAAAUGUGGUUCUUCAUGACGUUGGUUCUUAUUAAUCUCCAUUUUACGUCCCACUAACAAGGGGAAGACAAUGAAGUGUAGGCAGAGGAAAAAGAGUCAAGGACACUUCCCCAGUUAUCUACUGACAGAUUUAUCCUGCCCUGAGGUAGGACCUUCAAUCACCUCUGUGACUGCUGAGGUAGCCAUUUGCUGAACUCUUUUUCAGCUUAGAAAUCCUUUAUAUGGACAGGAGGAAAAGGCGAUUCUGGUGGUAAUGUUUUCAUCGAGAUUUGUGUGUGAUUUGCUUUCCAUCUAGUACUAUCCAUCUAAUAUUUUUGCUAACUGUGAUACUGCAGUGAUGUUGCUGGCUGCGUGUUUCCUCUUGAGUUAAUGAAAUGAUGUUGACUCCUUUUUAAUUUUAAUUUAAUGAUUUUUUCUUGGCUCACAAUGGAAGACUAGAUUUUUGUUGCUACCAGCUUUGCCUCAUAGCCACCUGUGAUGUGUGGAAGGAGUUCCUGGCUGGCCUGUGGAUCCACAUUACGCAGUCCUUAAUUUACACUUUUUAGUGCUCCCAAUGAAAGUCUGACAAAAAGGAAAGGCAGUCUAAAGAAACCCUGUGAAAUCAGAAUACUUCUGUUCAUUUUCCAGUCACCGUUUAGAAGUUAGCUAGUUAGCCUAACAAAUACUGAUCUUUUGUUUGCAGAUACAGCUUCAGUCUGUAAGUCCAGUGAUGCAUGAUCAGAAUGGUUGUCUUUUGGUUAUGGAGCACAUAUUUCUGACCCAAGCUUUCACCUGGAAGCUUUAUAACCUGAUAUUCUUAUCAGCUUGCAGAAAAUGCAUGUAAAGGAGUGAGUGUUUGCUGUGUUCAGUCUCUUACCACGUCAAGGCCAACUGCAGCACAGCGUGUAUCUUCUUACUGAAGGAUUCAGUAACAAAGCAGCUUUAUAUAUUGACUAAGAAGCCAGAUGAAGAGUGUUUUUCAGCUAUAAUUCUACUAUUGAUGGUCAGUGGUUUUAUGCUCAGCCUGAAAUGUCUGUUUCACAACCUAACUUCCCACGUAUUUCCACCGUUUAGUAGAAUGUGUUCUGUAAUGCAUGACUGCAGAAGACUCCCUAGAUGCAUAGUUAUCAAGAAACUAGCCUGAACUGGAUUUCUCCUCACCACUAGCCAGAGAAGGGGAUUUAACGAUGUCUCUCUCUGCUCUAAUCGGAGUUCUUGU
This is a messenger RNA of Gallus gallus (chicken), 10566 nucleotides long. It is a transcript of the gene CIB2, whose product is annotated as calcium and integrin binding family member 2. The record is from RefSeq and is a predicted model, not a curated record. Bases 4336 to 4851 code for a protein of 171 amino acids. The transcript has 7 exons. Gene Ontology annotation, molecular function: calcium ion binding. NCBI's taxonomy places the organism in Eukaryota, Metazoa, Chordata, Aves, Galliformes, Phasianidae.